AUGGGCUGGAAACUAAAAACAGUGCAAACUAUUCUCAGUAUUCUAGCCUUCUACGUCACAUCUGCAGUAGGUAAGUACAACUCAUUUCUAUUGCAGAAGCUUCUUCCUAAUACAGUUCUAUGAAAUGAAUAUACUAACCUUGCUCUAAGAAUAUGUAUUAUAGUAUAUGCCAUGUCACUGUAGAUGUAAAGCAUUCUUUAAAAUCAUGUUGUGAAAUCAUGUUUUUUUUUUUGUGCAAAUGCUGCAUCUGUCGUUGUUGUUGUUGUUCAAAUCAAAUCAAAUUGUAUUUGUCACAUGUGCCGAAUACAACAGGUGUAGACCUUACUGUGAAAUGCUUACUUACAAGCCCUUAACCAACAAUGCAGUUCAAGAAAUAGUUAAGAAAAUAUUUACUAAAUAAACUAAAGUAAAAAAGUGACUAUGCAUAGAUAAUAAACAACGAGUAGCAGCAGUGUAAAAACAGAGGAGGGGUGUCAAUGUAAAUAGUCCAGGUGGCCAUUUGAUUAAUUGUUCAGCAGUCUUAUGGCUUGGGGGAAGAAGCUGUUAAGGAGCCUUUUGGUCCUAGACUUGGCACUCCGGUACUGCUUGCCGUGCGGUAGCAGAGAGAACAGUCUAUGACUUGGGUGACUGGAGUCUUUGACAAUUUUUAGGGCCUUCCUCUGACACUGUCUAGUAUAUAGGUCCUGGAUGUCAGGAAGCUUGGCCCCAGUGAUGUACUGGGCCGUACGUACUACCCUAUGUAGCGCCUUACGGUCAGAUGCCGAGCAGUUGCCAUACCAGGCGGUGAUACAACCGGUCAGGAUGCUCUCGAUGGUGCAGCUGUAUAACUUUUUGAGGAUCUGGGGACCCAUGCCAAAUCUUUUCAGUCUCCUGAGGGGGAAAAGGUGUUGUCAUGCCCUCUUCACAACUGUCUUGGUGUGUUUGGACAAUGAUAGUUCGCUGGUGAUGUGGACACCAAGGAACUUGAAACUCUCGACCCGCUCCAAUUCAGCCCUGUCAAUGUUAAUGGGGACCUGUUCGGCCCUCCUUUUCCUAUAGUCCACGAUCAGCUGCUUUGUCUUGCUCACAUUGAGGGAGAGGUUGUUGUCCUGCCACCACACUGCCAGGUCUCUGACCUCCUCCCUAUAGGCUGUCUCAUCGUUGUCGGUAAUCAGGCCUACUACUGUUGUGUCGUCAACAAACUUAAUGAUGGUGUUGGAGUCGUGCUUGGCCACGCAGUCGUGGGUGAACAGGGAGUACAAGAGGGGAUUAAGCACGCACCCCUGAGGGGCCCCAGUGUUGAGGAUCAGCGUGGCAGAUGUGUUGUUGCCUACCCUUACCACCUGGCGGCCCGUCAGGAAGUCCAGGAUCCAGUUGCAGAGGGAGGUGUUUAGUCCCAGGGUCCUUAGCUUAGUGAUGAGCUUUGUGGGCACUAUGGUGUUGAACGCUGAGCUGUAGUCAAUUAACAGCAUUCUCACAUAGGUGUUCCUUUUGUCCAGGUGGGAAAGGGCAGUGUGGAGUGCGAUUGAGAUUGCAUCAUCUGUGGUUUCCCUUUGUAGUCCGUAAUAGUUUUCAAGCCUGCCACAUCCGAUGAGCGUCAGAGCCGGUGUAGUAGGAUUCAAUCUUAGUCCUGUAUUGACGCUUUACCUGUUUGAUGGUUCAUCUGAGGGCAUAGCGGGACUUCUUAUAAGCGUCCGGAUUAGUGUCCUGCUCCUUGAAAGCGGCAGCUCUAGCCUUUAGCUCGGUGCGGAUGUUGCCUGUAAUCCAUGGCUUCUGGUUGGGAUAUGUACGUAAGGUCACUGUGGGGACGACGUCAUCGAUGCACUCAUUGAUGAAGCCGGUGACUGAGGUGGUAUACUCCUCAAUGCCAUUGGAUGAAUCCCGGAACAGUGCUAGCAAAACAGUCCUGUAGUGUAGCAUCCGCGUCAUCUGACCACUUCCGUAUUGAGCGAGUCACUGGUACUUCCUGCUUUUUUUUUGUUGCUUAUAAGUAGGAGUCAGGAGGAUAGAAUUAUGGUCAGAUUUGCCAAAUGGAGGGCGAGAGAGAGCUUUGUAUGCAUCUCUGUGUGUGGAGUAAAGGUGGUCUAGAGUUGUUUUUCCUCUGGUUGCACAUGUGACAUGCUGGUAGAAAUUAGGUAAAAUGUGGUGGUGUUGGUGUUGUUCUCAUGGUUCUUUAUGGACAUUUCUCCUCUGAACCUGCAGGGGAAGAUGAGCAGCCCAGAUCAGAAUGUGCUGACUUCAACAACAAGACCUGGCUGGAGUACCAUCAGCAGGGCAGCAAGCUACAGGUGCAGUACCUGCUCUUGACACGCAAGAAUACAGACUGUGCCAGCCUCUUCAGUCAGGAAUCCCUCAGCAACAACGCCUCCUACUUCAACUCCUCCCAACCCACCAAGAUAAUUGUCCAUGGAUACAGGUGAGGAGAAAGGGAGGGAGGGAGGUCAAAAACUUGGUAUAUUCAUACUCUACAUAUAAAACGUAUAAGCUAUCUCUCUCUCUCUCCCUCCCUCCACCUCCCCUUUCCUCCCUCCCUCCCAGGGCUCUGGGCAGUAAGCCAUCCUGGGUGAAGCAGCUUGCCCAGGCUCUGCUGCAGGUGCAGGAUGCCAACGUGGUGGUGGUGGACUGGGUGUAUGGGGCCUCAUACGCCUACAACCUGGUGGUGGAGAACUACAAGGAGGUGGCCGUCCAGAUCUCUGUCCUCAUCAACCAGCUCCAGGUCAGGGCCUCCUCAUUUGUUUACGUCUACAUACUGACAGCAAAUUAAGUUAAAAGUAAUGAAAAUAACGGAGAUCUGAUGUCUGUCCCACAGAACCAUGGAUGCAAACUGGAGUCAUUUCACUUCAUUGGGGUUAGUCUUGGGGCACAUGUGUCUGGAUUCGUGGGGACCCUGUUCAAGGGCGAGAUAGGGAGAAUCACAGGUGAGCGCCAUCUGUGGCUGACCCAUUAACAGUUCCACAGGGCCCCUACUGUCUGCAGAACAAGGCUCUACAGGGCCAGACAGUCACUCACAGACCCUCUCAUCUCUGCCAACCUGACUGAAUUAGACUUUCAAAGAAAGAGACAGCUCCGGAAAACAACAACAGCAGACAUUGAAAGGUGGCACUCUGAAUUUGUGAAAGAGGGAGACGUUACCCUUCUGAGGUCACACAACGACACAAUAAUACAUACAAUUGUCUGUCUGCACAUUAUCUCUGGUGUUUUUGUCAGAGUAGAGGCCUUCAGCGCUGUGAUGUGAAGUAGUCUGAAUGCUUUAGUACAGUAGUUCACAGGCUCUCUGUGUGUGUGUAUUUAUGUUUGUCAUCACUGUUGCUGAUGCAGUACUCUAUCUAUCCCCCACUGACCUCUGUAUCUCCUGCUGUAGGUCUGGACCCGGCUGGACCCAUGUUUAAAGGAGCCGACAAGUAUGACCGUCUUGACCCCUCAGAUGCACUGUUUGUCGAGGCCAUCCACACUGAUUCCGACUGUGAGAGAAUAGGCUACACACAAAUCACACAAAUUAUUGUUAUUGCAAAGAGAUUUCUGCUAUCUUUCCAUCUUUUCCUCUUAAACCUAUUCAAUUUCAAAAGUCUCACUGUUCAUUGGAAUGACAAAAUGAUGUGUCCUGGUAUCAGCCUUUCCACAUCGAUUAUCAACCUUUUAUCUCAGAUUUUGGCAUCUCCAUCCCUGUCGGCCAUGCAGACUUCUUCCUAAAUGGCGGGAUGGACCAAGCAGGUUGCUCGCACUCCAGGUUUUUGUCAAGUAAGUGCGUGUUUGGCCGCCAAAAUGUUUCAUUGGCGAAGAGGCCUAACCUAAGUGUGUAUUAAUUUCAGUAUCAGCUUCAGACAUGUCGUUCAACUUAAACAACUGUUUAUCAUUCACUAACUAAGCAGUAAGCACUAUGUUUACUAACCUAUAGGCUAUUUAGUGGUAAGCUUCUGGCUGCCUGAGAAUCUUCGUUUGUGGUCAGUUCUUGUCUACUUUCCAGUAUACGGCAGUGUGAUCUGUAACCACAUGAGGGCGCUCCACCUCUACAUAAGCGCACUGAACGGGACCUGCCCACUGUCUGGCAUCCCUUGUUCCAGCUAUGAGGACUUCCUCAAGGGGCGCUGUUUAGGCUGCCCGGGAAGAUGUCCACGAAUAGGUGAGUGCAUCAUCAACAUUAUGCUAUUUCCCCAGAUAUUAUACAAACCUGCUGUCUGUGAGUACGUUGGUCGUGCAAAUGUAAAUAUUAUAAAUAGCCACCUUUUACAUGUAGCCUAUAGUAGGCUAUUUACAAACGUGUGAAAUGUGUUUAAAUAUGAUAUUUUUGUCAUAUUCAAACUUCCCAGCACACUUUCCAUUUUCACUUUAGUCAGGUUUCACUUAAUGAGAGACAGUGCAACUGUCUGACCUAGCUAGUGUCAUGUCUGGUCUGGCGUCCACUUAUCACUAUGGUGCACUGGCGCAGCAGAUACAGUGACAGACUGCAACAGAUAAACCAGUAAAUGUACUAUGGAGGCCUUUCAUCUGUCAUAACUGUGAUAGGAAUUGUUACUUUACAUCUUACUCUCUGUCUUUUUUAUGUGCAUGUGUCCUUGUGUGUUUCAGGGUUAUUGGAGAACAGCGGAAUAACAGUCUCUCCUCUUCCUCAACUAGAGAAGCUUUUCCUCCUGACAACCUCUGCACCUCCCUUCUGUGGUGAGUAGCCUACAUUUAUCUCUAUGUAAAAACACAGACUGGCUGUCCCAUCAGACGAUUGUUGGAUGCUCAUUAUGACACAUCCCCACUACUUUGGCCCCUCAGUUGAAUGGUUAAAUACAGAAAUAUCUCAUGUGAUGAUAAUCAAGUUACAUCCCGUCCCCUUCUCCCAUCCUCCCCCUCCUCCUCUUUCCCACUCUGUUCCCUCUCUCCCCAGCCCAUCACAUCCUGGUGCAGCUGGAGGUGUCCCCCCUGGACAAGAGUGCUGAGGUGCAGGUGAUCCUGAGAACUGAGGGACUUCCUCGAACAGAGCAGAAACUCAGGCUGUAGGUACAACCAUUAACCCUUACUGUUAGAGACCAAAAUGUAUACACAGCAUGAUUCAAAGCUGUUCACGGUAUGAUACGUAAACAUGGAUUAUAUUCUCAGUAACAGGCAUGCUGUGUGUGUGUAUUUCAGAAAGUCAGACAGCACUGUGUAUAAGAGGGUGAUAGGCCACCCAGUGCCACUGUGUGAGAUAGACUCCAUCCAGCUGAAGAACACUGGAGCACGCUUCUACCGGCAGGGAGACAUCCACUUUGUGUCUGUCUGCAUAUCAGAGUUCCCCUCUGUCGGGUAUAAGUCCUUUCAUCUAUUUAACACACACAUGCUCUCACACACGUACCUACACCACACACAGCAGCAUGCAGUGUGUAUGCAUUCCUGUGCAUGCAUAUGACACUGUUACUCUUUCGUUUCUCUUUCAGAGAAGUGGAGCCAUUGUGUGUGAAGAAGAUUGAUGUAAGGCGAGGAGCUCCAUGGAACCAUGAUUUUGUGCAGCUGUGUUGGAAUUACUGA
Messenger RNA from Coregonus sp. 'balchen', 5472 nucleotides. NCBI's taxonomy places the organism in Eukaryota, Metazoa, Chordata, Actinopteri, Salmoniformes, Salmonidae. The record is from the annotation of a GenBank genome assembly.